UUUUUUGCCAUCUGUCCCUGAUUUGUGUUUUCUCUGACCUCUCGGGGGGGUCACUGACGGAACAACGUCUGGGGAACUUCCACAUAUCUAGGUGGUGUACUUUUUAAUUUGAUGGAAUACGUUUUAGGUUGCUCUUGGUGUCAGAGUUGAUUUUAUGUAAUAUAAAUCUGUUUUUUCCGAUGGCGUUUUUGUCUGACCUGUUCUCGGGCGGGGGGGAGAGGGGGGGUUCUGUUUACCUGUGUGCUGGCACUGCAGUAUGGUUUGGGCAUGGGAGUUCAAAACUGUAUGGUGUGAAGAGUUUGGCGUUAACAUACAAUUUAUUUUGCACACGCAAUGUGUGAUCUAUAAUUCACUGGUGCAGCUCAGCAAAGGGAUUUUUUAUUUUAUUUGUAAACGUUUCCGUUUUUAUAACGUGAGGAGAAAUGAUCAAAGUUGUCUCAGGAGGAUAGUUUGCUCUGUAACUGAGUUCCAUGCAGUGGAGGCAGUCCCACAUGCUUGUUAUUAUGAGGCCAAUAUAAACAGUAAUGAUAACUUUACACAUAGUUAUUACCCAUGUGUGGGUAAUGGAAUGAAUACUUUCCUUUUUUAUUUGAUACUUUCCCUAAACUGCAAUAUAAUGUAGAAUUUCUCACAGCCUUUGCUGACUUUUCAUCAAAUAAACAAUCUUCAAAACUGAUUUGACAGAAAAUGGUUAGCAGCAGUACUGAACGGCAAACAACUGUUGGUGUUACCUCCGCCUGGCCAACGCCGCCACCUAGUGGAUAUUCUUGAGUACUCCUAUAUCGUUAUGAAACUGGAGGCCUACUUUGUUUUGAUCAAUGAUGCUGGAUCCGUUUUGAUUGGCAAUCCCAAAAUAUUGUUAUACGACUGAAUUAUGGAGGAAAAGUAGCAAGUAUUAAAGCAGGCAAGGAAUCUAGUAGGCAUAGUUGGGAUUUUGUUUUCAAUACAUGUUCCUUGUUAUUAAUAGGAAGAAAAGCCAGCACUUGAUUUCCUGGGUAAAGCAGUCAUAUCUAUUUGUGUUUUAGCUGCCUAUUAUUGUUAUGAUUAAGAAAAAUCUGUACUAAAGUGACAGAACAUGUGACCUCAAAAUGGGACAAUAAAGGUCAUCUUGAAAAUAGCUGGAAAAUUACAAUCUUGUCUUUUCUCCUCAAAGCAAAAUUCAUGAAGACCAGUUAUUAAAGGUUUAAGUUGGUUGUUUGAAUGAAAAUGAAGCACAUUAGUAACCAAUGUGCUUUUACCUUGCAUUAAUCGACGGUAUAUGUUAUCCAUAUUUUAUCUACUUUCUUGUUUUGAUUCUUAUCACGCUAUUGGUUCCCUUUUCAGUUUCUGAUUUUCUGAUUUGUUUCGGUAUACAUGUUAGACUUCGAUAUCUGCCCUUUUGACAACUUCUUUAUGAGACUUAUUUGGUUCAACUUGAUAUCAUUGACCAAAAUAUCAUUGAUGAAUGCAAAACAAACUAUGACCUAAAUGACCCGAGGUUAAAAUAAGCUUACCAAUUAAUAAGGCAAGGCUAAAUGUGUUGUUUGUGCUUUAUAAUACUUAUGUCUGUAAAAAUAAUAUUGCAGUGUAGUUAUAUAACCUCAUCUAUAUUUAUACGGUUGUAGAAAUUCUUUGCUAAAGUCAAAGUACCCUGGCCCCUGUAGAAAAACUUAUUGCGUUUUUUGAUAACACACAGAGACCAAUGUGGUCAAAAGCAAGUCACAAAGUGGUGUUGACCUUCUGACGCAGAUAAUUGCUUCACUUCCGAUCUUAUCACGCAUCUCUAGUUCCCUAAAAGGAUUCCUCUCUUCCUGUUUGUGUUUGUUUACGUCCUUCCACGCAAGAAGUAGAGCGCUGCAAGGAUUUCCUGUAUAGGGCGGCGGACGGAUACAACUCUGCCGACGCACUCCGGUCGAAUCCGAGGAGAUUUCCCUGAGCGGCGGAGUGAUCCGAGCAGUUCCAAGUCAAUGUGGAUCCGCAGCCAGGGAGAACAUGGCGACUUCACUGCAUGAGGGGCCCGCAAACCAACUCGAUCUGCUCAUCAGAGCAGUGGAGGCGUCUGUCCAUGGCAGCCGUCUCCUUUGCUCGGACAAGACCAUCGAGGCUGCGGAGGCUCUGCUGCACAUGGACUCUCCCUCCAGCCUCAGGGGAGGCCGCAGUCCAGAUGCUUUUGUCCCGCCGUGCGUCGCCACGCCGGACUUCCUGCACGCCGCCAUGCGGCCCGACAUGAUGACGGAGUCGGAGGUGGAGGUGUCCACCGAGGACUGCUGUGAGGAAGAGGAGGAGGAGGAGGAGGAAGAUGAAGAAGAGGAGGAGGAGGAAGAGAUGGAGACGCAGGAGGAACCCGAGCCAGAACCCGUGAGGAAGAGAAAAGUGGGACGAAAGGCCAAGUCGGCUAACGUCAGCGGCUCCCCGGACCUCGGCGUCAAGAAGAAGCCAAGAGAGGGGAAAGCGGGUAGCACCACCUACCUGUGGGAGUUCCUGCUGGAGCUGCUGCAGGACAAGAACACCUGCCCCCGGUUCAUCAAGUGGACCCAGAGGGAGAAGGGCAUCUUCAAGCUGGUGGACUCCAAGGCCGUGUCCAAGCUGUGGGGCAAACACAAGAACAAGCCCGACAUGAACUACGAGACCAUGGGCCGAGCCUUACGGUACUACUACCAGCGAGGCAUCCUGGCCAAGGUGGAGGGCCAGCGGCUGGUCUACCAGUUCAAGGAGAUGCCCAAGGACAUCGUGAUCAUCGACGACGACCACGCCGACGGCCACGCCGCCGAGCUCGUCGCCUUCUCGCCGGCGCCGGCGGCGGCGUACGAGCGCGUCCCCCCCCCGCCGGACAUGCUGCUCCAGGUGACGGAGGUCUCCUCCUCCUCCAGCAGCAAGAAGCCCAACAUCCUGAGGGGCGGCGGCCGGGCGGGCGCCGUCGCCGCGGCGAUGGCGGCGGCGGCGGCGCACACCCCCGCCGCCGGGGACAACAAGGCGGGGGCGCUGGGCAGGGGAGGGGCGGUGGCCAUGGCGGCCGGCGGCCCCCGGAUGGUGACGGUGUCCGGCGCCGACGGGAGCCAGAUGCAGCACUCGCACACGGCCAUCAUCCCCACAGCCUCGGGGCCCAGGACGGUGAGGGUGGCCAUGCAGAUGCCCGUCGUCAUGGCGACGUCCAUGGGCCAGAAGAUCUCGACGAUGAGCUUGGGGCGGGGGCCCGGGACCCCCGGACACCCCACCCUCCUGACCAACGGCUCCCCCAUCGGCACGGCGACCGGCAGCAGUGGCUCCUCCCAGCAGAAGGUCAUGAUCCAGACCCUCCCCACCAUGGUUCCGGCCACGGCGGAGAACGGCGACAAGAUCACCGUGCAGCUGGCCAAGAUCAUCACCAUCCCCUGCCAGCUGCAGGCGCCCGGGAGCUGCACGGGGGGGCGCCACUCCCAGGCCGGCCUCAGCCUCUUUGGGGGCCCGCUCACCGUGCGCGCCCUGGCCCCCGUCACCAUGGGCCCCGGCACGCAGGUGGUGCGGCUGGCCGUGCCCUCCCAGGGCCACCCACAGACUCUGGUGUCCGCGGCGGGCGGGGGCGUGGCGGGCGCCGUGGUCACCGUGUCCACGGCCAGCCAGACCAUCCAGGCGCCCCCGCACAUCAUCAGCGGCAUCAUCAAGGCCGCCGACCUGGUGAUGGGGUAUCGGGCCCCCGGGGGCCCGAAGGCGGGGUCCGUCCCGGCGCCGGCUGCGGCGGCCCCCCCCCAGCAACCGGCCGAGGACGAGAGGAAGACGAAGGAGGUGGUCUUCGUCCAGAGCAUCGUUAAGGCAGAGGAGGUCGAAUGUCCAGUGUGAGUGUGAGCCUGGUUGUGUGUGUGUGUGUGUUUGUUUGAGUGUGUGCGUGUGUUUGUGAGGGGGGGGGGGGGGGGGGGGGAGGGGGGCAGCAGCAGCAGCAGCAGCAGCAGGAGGUAUCUGUUUCGUAGUGAUUUGUGCGAGUGUGUUUGCAUUUGCAUCAAUCGAGGUCUUCUCUUUCAACAUCUCAAUCGUCUGGGAGCCGCCCCCCCCCCCCCACCCCCCCACCCCCCACCCCCACCCCCACUCACACACACUCUCUAAACCAAGACGUUGAUGUAACCAGCAACAGUCUGCGAGACUGAAGCCCCCCUCCAAGCUCUUGGACCUUGCUCCACCCCCCCCCACCCCCCCCCCUUUCACCACCUUUUGAACCUCCAGUUUUUUUUUACCACAGACUCAAUUCCUCAGUACACGGGCAGCCUAGGCACCACGGUGUACAACAUCGCUAAGCUAACGGGACCAAACAGAAUCACUACAGUUCUGCCCAUUUCACCGUGACAAACAAUGUCCUGAGGGAGGGGGGGGGGGGGGGCGAGAGAAAGGGGGGGGGAGACUGAAAUGUAACACUACAGUAAGAGGUGAAAUAGUUGGAGCCAGCCAAAAUGUCGACUGACGCGCAAAGAACAAACAAUGAGCAUAGUUUGCGAGGCCGUUGGGUUGUUGUACAGAAAAGGUUUGGUUUUGACCAAAUGUCGAAACCAGCAUAUUAUUGUUCGUAAGCCUCUCUGAAAACCUCCCGCAGACUGACUGGCCGGCACUGCCGAAGCCCCGCAAUCGUUUCAGAGAAGCAAGAGCCAACUUAAACUUUGUGUGCACGUGUGUAUAUAUUAUAUAUCUGCUAUACAAUGUACAACUUACGAUAACAGAAAAAAAGCCUUAGUUUAAUUUGACCUUUUUACAUGUACUGUCUGUACAGUAUUGUUUCCUUCAUGACUUGUACCAAGCGCAGUAUUAGUACUGACUCCAGUUUUUGUUUUAGUUUGGACAAAUCCAUCUUCUUUCUUUCUAACAAGGAGACAAAACACCCCCUGUCGAAUCUCGCUACUUAGUUUAUCCGCGCACGGUUUGGAUCGACCACAUACGUUGGGACUUAUUUAGGGUUAAUAAUGAUAUGUUUUAUUUCAUGACGGCGGUGGCUUAAAAAAAAAAAAGGGGACAUUUUGCCUUUUGGAAUUUUGCAAAGACAGGCCCCUGGAUGUAUUAAGCUUAUUUGUUUAUCGGACGACCACUAAAAUGAUUAACGCCAGCGUAAGAACCAGUUGACGUUUACCUCCUUCAGAGGGGAGGUCUUUUGUACCUUGUUUAGACUCAGUCCUUUAACAUUUUCUUUUUUGGUUUUGUUUUCCUCUCCUUUUUUGCAAUCUUAAAAAAACGAAAUCUGGAUAUAAGAGAGAAAGAUGUUCAGACUGAACUGUUUGUAUAUUCAACAUUUGAAGUAUAUUCUAUUUUGUUGUACUCUUGUUUCAAAGUGUAUUCAUGUAGAUUUUAAUGAUAUAAAGACAUUUGAAUCCUUAA
Molecule: messenger RNA, 5310 nt
Organism: Gadus macrocephalus (Pacific cod)
Lineage: Eukaryota; Metazoa; Chordata; Actinopteri; Gadiformes; Gadidae
Product: ETS-related transcription factor Elf-2-like
Exons: 9
Coding region: 1972-3795 (607 amino acids)
Biological process (GO): cell differentiation; regulation of transcription by RNA polymerase II
Cellular component (GO): nucleus
Molecular function (GO): DNA-binding transcription factor activity, RNA polymerase II-specific; sequence-specific DNA binding
Source: RefSeq, a predicted model, not a curated record